Molecule: messenger RNA, 406 nt
Organism: Astyanax mexicanus (Mexican tetra)
Lineage: Eukaryota; Metazoa; Chordata; Actinopteri; Characiformes; Acestrorhamphidae
Gene: atp5f1e
Product: ATP synthase F1 subunit epsilon
Exons: 3
Coding region: 121-276 (51 amino acids)
Biological process (GO): proton motive force-driven mitochondrial ATP synthesis
Cellular component (GO): mitochondrial inner membrane
Molecular function (GO): proton-transporting ATP synthase activity, rotational mechanism
Source: RefSeq, a predicted model, not a curated record
AUAAGGAGGGACCGGAUGUGGAGACGCUAUUUCCUCUGGUAGCAGGCCUGCAGUUCGUCCUUGGUUGUCGUUGAGUUAAGGUUCCUCUCUCCGCGGAUCCGCAGCAGAAGCAGAGUAAAGAUGGUCGCGUACUGGAGGCAGGCUGGACUCAGCUACAUCAGGUACUCCGCUGUCUGCGCCCGGGUGGUCCGGGCGGCUCUGAAGCCGCAGUUCAGAGUAGAGGCUGUGAAAAAUGCAGAAUCCAGCGUUCGAGUUAAUAAAGUGAAAACCGCGUAAAAAUGUGCUGUUUCAGAAGAUAGUCAUGGUCUUGUGACUGAUCAGAUGGUUUCAACUGCACCACAUAGAACCCCCUCAGAUGAAUUUACUUCAGUUUUCCUUUUGAUAAUAAAUUAUGACGAACCUCCAA